This is a messenger RNA of Eimeria necatrix, 1032 nucleotides long. RefSeq lists its product as hypothetical. The transcript has a single exon. NCBI's taxonomy places the organism in Eukaryota, Apicomplexa, Conoidasida, Eucoccidiorida, Eimeriidae. Bases 1 to 1032 code for a protein of 343 amino acids. The record is from RefSeq and is a predicted model, not a curated record.
AUGCAGUUGCAGCUACACCUAUUGGGAGCUUUGGUGCUCCACUAUGGGGCUAGCCAGUUGCCUCGGGUCUGGGCAGGGGGCGCAGAGGUAUCCGAUGGGUUUCCCCUUCAAGAGGAGCCGCCCCACGCUGGUGCUGCAGCAGCAGCAGGCGCUGCUUCCAGUGAAGCAGCAGCCGACAGAGAGGGAGAACCUCAAGAGAAGGGCCAGCCUGGAAAGCCCAGAGCGCCUAUGAUGGAGGUAGUGAAGGUUGCUUUGGGGGCGCUGCAAGGACAUGCACCGGAACUCCUGGAGAAGCUCAAGGAAAUAGCGGGGAAUGGCAGCUGCCAUAAACAGCAGCAGAGUUGCCGGAUGCGGGGAGGCACCAAGAGGAAGAGAAGUUCGAAGAUUGCGGAAGCGUGGGACUUUCAGUCAACUCCAAGAGGAGGUGAGGAGGCGAAACGAGAAGCAGAAAGUGCAGAUGCACAAGAUAUGACUUCUGGGGAGCGGGGGUGCCAGCGACAGAGGCGGAGUUCGGGAAGUGAUUGUCCUGAAGUUGGAAUUGUAAAAAGAGACGCGGCAGAAACGAGGUGGGGAAGAAGAGAUGAAGUCGUAAGCAAGGAGGUGGGGGACCGUCUCGGGCUGAUGGACACGGAAACCAGAAGGUCAGGGAGCGCAAGUGGGUGGGGGAGAUUUGGCAAGACUGGAGUUUCGCUGCCGAGGGGUGCAGCAGCAGGAGCAGCAGCAGGAGCAGCAGCAGCAGGAGCGGGGUGGGAAGCAGGAGGAACGGGAAGUAGAGGUGCAAGUGGGAACGCGAAGAGGAAGAGAGCGGAGGGAACCGAAGAGAAUGCGAAAACAAUGAGUAGACCGGAAUCGGGAAAAGACAGAGCUCGUGCGGCUCUUGCCAGGGUAAUAACGGCGCAACAGUUGCUGAAUUUACUGAAAAGACGUGCAGCAGCAGCGGCUGCUGCUGCUGCUGCUGCUGCUGAGGGCAGCGCUCAUGGUGAUGCCUCCCGGGCUGAUGGCGUUCCUGUAUUGUUGUCUGGAGAGGUGUGA